This is a messenger RNA of Felis catus (domestic cat), 2078 nucleotides long. RefSeq names its product outer dense fiber of sperm tails 3 like 2 (gene CIMAP1D). NCBI's taxonomy places the organism in Eukaryota, Metazoa, Chordata, Mammalia, Carnivora, Felidae. The record is from RefSeq and is a predicted model, not a curated record. Gene Ontology annotation, cellular component: cytoskeleton; cytoplasmic microtubule. The transcript is spliced from 4 exons. The coding region runs from base 745 to 1554 and encodes 269 amino acids.
GCACAUUUGACGCCUCCUUAUAUACUAUGUGCUUAUUUAUAUUACUAUGUGUUUAUAUAUACUAUGUGCUUUGUCCUCUCCUGAGAACACUACCUUCUUGUCUGUGUAUUCCUGUUGUAUCCCCACCAACCCAAACAGAACCUGUAUGCAGUAGGUGCUCAAUAGGUGCUUAUUGGAUGAAGGCAAGAAGGAAGGAAGAAUGCAGGCAGGCUUCUUGGCCUAAAGUUGCAACCCCCAGAGUGGUAAAUUCACUGUACGACCUUGGGCUGCGUCUCAGUUUCCCCAGCUGUAGAAAUGGGGCCACACUGCCCAUGACCUCACCAGUCCCUUCUGCUACAUGGCUGUAGGUGUUGUGUUUGUGGCUCUGGCUCCCUGGAGCCUUCUCUGGCCCCGGCUGCCCAGCUUGGCGGCUCUCCGGGGACCUGCUCUGCUGACACCGGAUUCUUCCCUGGACCAUCCAGCCACCGGGCCGACACUUGAUCCUGGCCUCACUUCCAGGCCAACGUCCGCCGACCAGCCUGCUAGGGCUGGGGCCCCAAGACUCUGUGCUGCGGGACAAGGGACUGUCUGUGCCGUCCCCAGGGGGGUGUGGUGAGGCUGGGGCUCUGCCGACACCAGCACAGGCUGCAAGGACUGAGGACAGUACCUGACCUGCGGCCCGGAGCCGCUGCAGCUGAGGAGAAAACACCAGGCGCAGGACCUGCCCGGCCCCUGUGCCUCGUGCAGCCACCUCCCCUGCUCACCAUGGGGACCCUUGGCUGCAACCCUGCUCCACGGCUGACCACUGAGUGCCAGAGUGUUCAGACCGGCUUGAGGAAGUCCUGUGGGACGGCCACCUCGGAGAACGGCUCCGGACCGGGCCUGUACGUCCUGCCGUCCACCGUGGGCUACGUCAACCACGACUGCACCAGGGUGGUCAGUCCCGCCUACUCACUCUUCCGGAGGCCCAGCCCAGCGUCUCCACAGGACGUCAGCCCUGGGCCAGUCUACUUCUUGGACCCAAAAGUCACCCGGUUUGGCCGAAGCUGCACCCCUGCUUACUCCAUGCAGGGCCGGGGCAAGUCUCGGGGUCUGGAGGUGACACCAGGCCCAGGGGCCUACAGCCCAGAGAAGGUGGCCCCUGUGCACCAGCGGACACCCCCAGCUUUCACUCUGGGCUCCCGCCUGCGCCCACAGCUCCAGGACACCUCCACCCCUGCUCCUAACACCUAUACCCUGCCCUCCCUCUGGGGUUCCCAGAUAUUCAUUAAGCCCAGCAGCCCCAGCUACACAGUGGUGGGCCGCACGCCCCCCGCCCGUCCCCCUCAGGACCCUGCUGAGAUCCCAGGCCCGGGCCAGUACGAGAGCCCCGACCCCAACACCUACCGUCAGCGCCAGCCCGCCUUCACCAUGUUGGGCCGGCCCCGUGCCCCCCGGCCCCCAGAGGAGACUCCUGGCCCUGGCACCCACAGCCCUGAGCAGGUCACCAUGACCAAAGCCCGGGCGCCGGCGUUCACCAUGGGCAUCCGCCACUCCAAAUGCGCUCCCACCAUGGUUGUGGACACCAUGCCCUGACACCUUUGGGGUUAGGAUUCCCGGCAGCCCCGGGACCAACCCAGUUUACCUGUGUUGUCACACGGGGUGUGGGCAGGCCCCUCCUGGGCCUGGCUGUGGAGAAGACACAUCUUGCCUUCCUUUUUUUGAACUCUGAGGUCCUUCUAGGUCCCCUGCUUCCUUUGGUCCCUGGGGCUGUGACCCCGUGGCUCCGUGCAGGGCGAGCUUCCUUCCAGUGCCCCAGUUUCUUCCUCCCGGUCACAGCAGGUUAAGUCAGGCCACGCAGAGAAAGGGACAACUGCAGCCCUGCCCAGCGGCCGGCGGAGCUUUCUGUGUCCUGGAGCUCAGUGUCCACCCUGCUAGGGCCUGGGUCCCUGGCACAGUUCACGUUUCGGCUAAACUUGGGCUCUUCUCUGCUUCUCGUGGGUGCACAGCCAGCUGCCUGCCCCUGGUCCCAGCCCCCAAACCAGGCUGGAAGCGGCCUGAUCCCUCUCUCUCUAGCUGCUUGCCAAUAAAGCUCUGUGGCAGCAGAGCUGUCAGAAUCA